This is a messenger RNA of Acanthochromis polyacanthus (spiny chromis), 2302 nucleotides long. RefSeq names its product telomeric repeat binding factor a (gene terf2). Gene Ontology annotation, molecular function: telomerase activity; double-stranded telomeric DNA binding; protein homodimerization activity. NCBI's taxonomy places the organism in Eukaryota, Metazoa, Chordata, Actinopteri, Pomacentridae. The transcript is spliced from 13 exons. Gene Ontology annotation, cellular component: shelterin complex; chromosome, telomeric region; nucleus. Gene Ontology annotation, biological process: negative regulation of telomeric D-loop disassembly; negative regulation of telomere maintenance via recombination; telomeric D-loop disassembly. Bases 210 to 2144 code for a protein of 644 amino acids. The record is from RefSeq and is a predicted model, not a curated record.
AAUACCGAGCUAUAUUUAGUCCUUUCUCUAUGCAAUUAUAGCGUAUUUUUAAAUAUAUUUUACGUUUUUGAUUAGUUACUCUUGGCGUGGCGCUACACAACUGGAACGAAUUGCUGCCUGACAAGCGAAGCUGAGGAAAAAAAUAACCCUCUUGCCAUUCGGCCUUAAACUUUUCCCCGCCUUCACUCCUUCGCUUGCUUCCGUUAAACAUGGCGACACAGGAGACAGUAAACAACGACAAAACUGAUGUCGAGUCUGUUGUCAACCGCUGGCUGGUGGAUUAUUACUUUUUUCGCUCCUUGGACGCGUUUAAAAAGGGGCAAUACCGGGAUUUCUGUCGCCUUGGAGACGUACUUAACAGUGUCUUGGUAUGUCCCGUAGAGCUCACUGAUGUCAUGCCAACAAAGAUUCAAGUAUUGGAGUUUCUCUCCCACAUAAAUGAGGGUGAAAAACUCGACCUGUCAUUUGAGUCAGAUUCAUCAACAGCUCCUCUGGAAUCAGCCUUAAUGUUGCUGGAACACAUGAACCAGAAACUCAGCAUACGACAGCAGGAUUUUGAAAAUGCACAUGAUUCAAUUGCAGAGAUGAUUGUGGCGAUUUUCAUUAAGAACAGCAAAUUUGACAGAGCAGAAGAGAUACUCAACAAACACUUUCCCAAACCAAUGGUUGGCAAGAAAGCUAUAUUCAAGGGUCUCAUCAAUCGGAAGAGUAAAAUCCAUGACGUCAUCAAGCAAAUUAACUACCAAAGGUUCCGGGAGGAGAUGCUGGCUUUUUGCCAGGGGCUCUUUCAGUCCACUGUUCCCUUUCUCUACAAGGCUGCAGAACAGCUUAUUGGUCAAAGACGUGUGGAGCAAGACGACAAAGUAGCUGGAACUGAUGAGCAAACCAAGCCUGGCCCGUCCUCUAAUCUCCAAGGAAAUGUUAUCCAGUCUGUAGCUCAUAAAUGUUCAGUUAUCCAGAGGGUCAGGCUAGAAGCAGCCUACAAAGCCUUGGGUGCAGCUACAGAAAACAGAACAUUCGCUCAGUUGGAGGAAGAUGUGGAGACAGAGGAGCAGGAAAGAGAGAAUCUUGGCUUGCUACACCCAGCUGAUCCCAAGACGGGCACUAACCUGGACUCGCAGCAAGAAGGGCAGUUUCUGAGAGAUUCGGGCAGCCCCAUGGAAGCUUCUCCAGCAGACCAACCACCACAAACAGAUGCUGUUCCUGAAACGCAAGCAGGUUCACUCUCAAACACACCCUCUGUUCUGUGGAGCGGCCAGCUCUACACUGUGCCUCGGCUGGUGGUCGAACCAGACAGUCAAGUAAGCUCUCAGUGCACAACAGAUUGUCAGGAACAAGGGACGGAUGUCAGAGCUGAAGAGUCACCACAGAGCCUGGCUACAUCCAAUAAAAAAGACCUGCAGUGCACAGUUCCAGACAGAGAAGUUGACAUACCCGUACGAAAGUGCCCCAGACGAGCCAAGAGAGCACACUGCAGAGCUUCAACUAGUGCGGCUGAUCUGUCAGCAGACAGUGAGGGGAACUCCCUUGACUCUGUGGCCAACGGGGAGACUCAUGACGAGGAACUGCAGAGUCAGUCAAACAGUUCACGCACAAGUAAUUCCAAAAAGGCAAAACAGUUAUCAUCAGACAGGGUGGAAGACCCACUGGAGCUGUCGGCCUCCUGCAAAACUCCAGUGCAGAAACCUCACGAACAGCUGGCCGGAGAUCCUCUGAGCAAAGAUCCAGAUGAUACAGAGGACAUCUGCAUCACAGACUCUUCCCUGGACAGCUCACCCAGUCUUCGUCCCGUCCCUCGAACAAGCUCUACUCCUCACAGGGACUCCGCUCAAAACAACAAUGGUUCCUCAUCAAAAUGGAAAAGACUGUUCCGUGAAGCACAAGAAAGCAAGGAAACCUGGGAUGAUGAAGAGUCACAUUUCCCUUCUACAAGGAACAGUGGAUCAAAUCAGAGCACCAUUUCCAAUUCAGGCCAAAGGAGGAAGAAGUGGACUGAGCGUGAGACGCAGAACUUAAAAGAUGGAGUCAGAAAGUUUGGAGAGGGCAACUGGAAGCAGAUAAGGGCAUAUUACUCCUUCGAUAAUCGAACAAAUGUCAACCUAAAGGACCGAUGGAGAACACUGAAGAAUCAGAAACUGGUCUGACUUGUUAGUUUUGGUCCAUCAAAAGAAUUUUAUUUUCAGAUGAAUGUCAGUUAUUUUCUUUGUUCAAUACCUUUUUUGCACUGUUAAUCACGCUCAAAGUUAAUUCAAUAAAUGUUCAGGUUUCAUAGUUUUAAGACCAAUUGUACCUUUGUUUUUUU